This is a messenger RNA of Phacochoerus africanus (Common warthog), 1582 nucleotides long. It is a transcript of the gene RLN3, whose product is annotated as relaxin 3. The transcript is spliced from 2 exons. Gene Ontology annotation, cellular component: extracellular region. Bases 492 to 992 code for a protein of 166 amino acids. Gene Ontology annotation, molecular function: hormone activity. The record is from RefSeq and is a predicted model, not a curated record. Lineage: Eukaryota; Metazoa; Chordata; Mammalia; Artiodactyla; Suidae.
AUAAGGAAGGAAGGAAGGAAAGAAAGAAAGAAAGAAAAAGAAAGAAGCCCUCCAGGAGAUUCUGGGUCUUGCUCAAAUUUGAGAACCAUGAUCAUAGGUUGUUGGGAAGAUUAAACAAAUAUAAAUAUUUAGAGCAGUGCCUGGCCCCACAGUGCAUACUGCGUGAGCACUUACUGUUGUUGUCACUAUAGAGGAGGCCCUGGGACCCUAGCAGUAUGGUGGUGAUGGGGGGCUGGCUGUGACCCCUCUUCUGGUCUGAUGGGGGUCUGGGUUCCUCGUCUCUGCUGAAUGGAGACCUUCUCGCCUCUCUCUGUUGAAAAUGACAGUGUGCUGGACUACGUCACCCCAUCCUUGGCGAAAGGUUAUCGCUUGGUCUGGGAGAUGGAAAAGGUCGGGGUAGGGUGGGUGCUGUGCCGCCUUCCCUCUGCAGGAGGAGAUAAAGGAGGUCACUUGGCUCUUCCAUGGUGGGCGGGGGGAGCUAAGAUGUAUAAAUGGGGGUCCAGGAGGCACCAACCAUCAGAAAGCUGCCUUGCUGCGUCCACUCUCACAUCUCAGGCAGCCCGUCCAGAAUGGCCAAACGUCCACUGCUGCUGCUGCUGCUGGCCGUAUGGGUGCUGGCUGGGGAGCUGUGGCUGAGGACUGAGGCCCGGGCGGCACCCUAUGGAGUGAAGCUUUGCGGCCGUGAAUUCAUCCGAGCGGUCAUCUUCACCUGCGGGGGCUCCCGGUGGAGACGGUCGGACAUGCUGGCCCAUGAAGCUCUGGGGGAUGUCUUCUCAGACACAGAUUCCAACGCAGACAGCGAGUUGGACGAGGCAAUGGCCUCCAGCGAAUGGCUGGCCCUGACCAAGUCCCCUGAGACCUUCUAUGGGGUUCGACCAGGCUGGCAGAGAACCCCUGGGGCUCUUCGGGGCAGUCGUGAUGUCCUGGCUGGCCUCUCCAGCAACUGCUGCAAGUGGGGGUGCAGCAAGAGUGAAAUCAGCAGCCUCUGCUAGACAGGGGACCAGGUGGCCAUGGAGAACCAGAGUGAAUGUCCCAGCUCUGCUGUCCACCUAAUGGGUGUCCAGGUGGGCACCUGUUUCUAGCCCCUCAUGCAUUCAUUCAUCAGCAAGUCACAGAGCUCAGGCACUAUGGGCUCAGAACAGAGUCCUCCCACCCAACCCUGACCUUUGGCCAGCCUAUCCUGACCCUGAGCAGGCUGUGCCCCUACCUGGCCACAUGGGGACCCUUUCUCCCCAGCCCAUCUCAUGCCUUUCCUGGCCUGUACUGUCUCCUGCUGCAACGGUUGCCCCUGCUCUACCCAAAGUGGCCACACUGAGACCCUGGCCCAGCUGUGGCCACUGUCCCCUCGCCAGCCCAAACUAUACCACCCCCAACUCCCGCCCCAUUCUAGCCUUUGCCCCCUCUCUCCCCGCAGCCUUCCAGCCCCCCUCCCUCCACCCCAGCCUGGGUUCUAAAGCUGUGGACCCCAAGCCUGGAAGAGGGACUUCGGGUUCCCUUCGUUUCCUGGGGUGGAGGCUCAGUGGUGGGGGGAGGGGUACGGAUCAGAAUCUUCCUCAACCCCCCAAAUAAAAGUUCCAAAGUA